AUGGCAACAUAUGGAAAGAUUGGAGAGUCUGACCCGGAGGCAGAUGACUGGCAGCAGUAUGUGGAACGGCUGGAAUUCUACUUUGCUGCAAAUAAAAUCACUGAGGCCGAACAAAAGCGGGCCAUCUUCCUGAGUGCGUGUGGAGGAAAAACGUACGCCACACUGAGAGACUUAUGUCAACCUGGUAAGCUGGGAGAUAGGUCCCUGACAGAUUUACUGAAACUGUUGACUGACCACUUUGCACAGAAACGCAGCAUUAUAGUGGGGAGAUUUAAGUUUCAUUCAAUAGUUAGAGAUCACGGCCAGUCAGUUGCUGCGUUUGUAGCUGAACUGAGGAGACUUUCUGAGCACUGUGCUUUCAGGACAACUUUGGAUGACAUGCUAAGAGAUAGACUGGCGUGUGGCAUUAAUGAUGACCACAUCCAACACCGGUUGCUUUCAGAACCAGAUACUAAAAUGACUUUGGAGAGGGCACUGGAAUUAGCGACAGCCAUGGAAACCGCCAUGAAAGAUGUAGCGCAGUUGCAGCAGAAAGCAGUAGACGAGGCGGUGCACAAAGUGCAGCCAGUGGCCUCGGACCAGAAGCCGCAUGUGACGUGUUUUAGAUGCGGAGGAACACACACACCGACGGACUGCCGUUUUGCAGAGGCAGUUUGCCAUAAUUGCCGCAAGAAAGGACAUUUGGCCAGAAAAUACCGCAGUGCGAGACAGCCCAAACAGAACAGAUUUAGCACACGAGGGGCAGCACACAUGUUGGAGGAAAACGAAGAGGAGCAGCCAGAAUACACUCACAUGCUGCACAAUCUGAGAGAAAAUAGAGUGGAGCCAUACAGAGAACAACUGUCAGUGAAUGGGCAUGAUGUCACAUUUGAAAUUGACACGGGGGCAGGCUUGAUGAUAGUGAAUGAGAGGACAUACAGGCAGAUAGGGUGUGGAAGACUCCAUCCUGCAAAAAUAAAACUGUACACCUACACAAGAGACAGAGUGGAUGUGUUAGGCAAGAUGUAUGCAAAUGUCAUCUACAAGGGACAGACGAAGCAGCUGCCUUUGCUGGUGGUUAAAGGGGAGGGCCCAAACCUAAUGGGGAGAGAUUGGCUCAAGGCAGUGAGACUAGACUGGACAGCCAUAUUCAAACUCCAAGUAGGACAUCAGCAAGAGUUGGAGGCUCUUCUCUCACAACACCAGGAGGUGUUUAAAGGUGAGCUAGGCACACUAGUUGGGGCUACAGCUAAAAUCUAUGUAGACCCAGAGGUCAAGCCUCGUUACUUUAAAGCUAGGCCCUUGCCAUAUGCACUCAAAGAGAAAGUUGAAAUUGAACUGACCAGGCUACAGAAUGAAGGUAUCUUAGAGCCUGUUAGCUUUGCUGAGUGGGCAGCCCCAAUAGUCCCCAUAGUCAAACCAGACAAAAGCAUAAGGAUAUGUGGUGACUAUAAAGUUACAGUGAAUCCGGUAUCAAUGCUGGAUAACUACCCAAUUCCAAAGACAGAAGACUUGCUGGCAGUGCUGGGAGGGGGGCAGAAGUUCACCAAACUGGACAUGUCUCAGGCUUACCAGCAGCUACCACUGGAGGAAAAUUCCAAGAGAUUCACAACAAUAAACACACAUCGUAGACUGUACCAGUACACCAGGCUGCCCUAUGGGGUGUCCUCAGCCCCAGGCAUUUUUCAGUUUACCAUGGACAACUUACUACAAGGGGUGGUGGUGCGAGUAGACGACAUACUUGUGACUGGAAAGGGCGAUGCUAACCAUCUGCAGAAUUUAGGGACAGUACUGUCCAGACUGAAUGCAGCAGGACUCCGUCUUAAGCGAGAGAACUGCAUUUUCAUGGCACCAGAGGUGGUGUAUCUGGGCUACAGAAUUAAUCAUGCAGGGAUUCAGCCAGUGGCAGACAAAGUUGAGGCUAGUGCAAAUGCAGCUGCACCGACAAACCAGACACAGCUGAAGUCAUUCCUGGGGAUGCUGAAUUAUUAUCAUCACUUCUUGCCUAACGUGGCCACUGUACUGGAGCCUCUGCAUGAACUCCUCAGAAAAGGAGUGCCAUGGAAAUGGGAGAAACGCCAUGGUAGUGCUUUUGACACAGCGAAAAAGUGUCUCCCGUCUGAGCAACUGUUGGUGCAUUUUGAUGACACAAAACCCCUCUACCUGUCCUGCGAUGCAUCCCCAUAUGGUGUGGGAGCGGUAUUAUCCCACCAGCUCCAAGACGGCACAGAUAGGCCCAUAGGAUACAUGUCACGGUCUUUGUCAUCAGUAGAACGUGGCUACUCUCAGCUGGAAAAGGAGGCUCUGGCGAUAAUAUUCGGCUUAAAAAAAUUCCACCAGUACCUGUUUGGAAAACAUUGUACCAUAGUCACAGACCACAAACCACUUCUGGGUCUUUUGGGAGAGCAUAAGGGCAUCCCACAGCAGGCGGCUGCCAGAAUGCAAAGAUGGGCAUUGAUACUCACUGCCUAUGAAUACACCUUGGAGUAUAAGGAGGGCUCAAAACAUGGAAAUGCUGAUGCAUUGAGCAGACUUCCUCUGCCGAGCUCUCCCAAGGCCACCCCCCGGGAGGGGGAGGUGGUGAUGCUUAUGGAACACAUGAAUGGCACACCGCUGCAGCUCAAGCAGAUCCGCGACUGGACCCGGAGAGACCGUGUACUGUCAAAAAUACAGCUGUGGCUGAUGCAAGGCUUGACAACAUGCACAGAUCCAGAGCUCCAGCCCUACAUAAGAUGACAGCAUGAGCUGAGCAUGGAGGAUGGGUGUAUACUGUGGGGUAGUAUGGUGGUAAUACCCCCUCAAGGAAGACAGACCAUGAUUGAAGAACUACAUGAGGCCCAUCCAGGAGCCUCAAGGAUGAAAAUGCUAGCUCCCAGCUAUGUGUGGUGGCCGAACAUGGACGCUGACCUGGAGGCAGCAGUGCGUAGAUGUCACGUUUGUCAGUCCAACGAAGCCUCUCCAGCUGCAGCACCGUUACAUCCAUGGGAGUGGCCCUCCCAACCAUGGAUGAGACUGCAUCUGGAUUUUUGCGGGCCAGUUUCAGGAAAAAUGUUUCUGAUUGUCAUUGAUGCCUACUCUAAGUGGAUUGAGGCUCAUCCAGUACAGGCCAUAACAUCUGCCGCUACCAUAGAAAAGUUACGAAGCAUCUUUGCCAUCCAUGGAAUACCGGCCGUUCUGGUCAGCGACAAUGGGCCUAGUCUGGUCAGUGCCGAAUUCAAACACUUCCUUACAAAGAAUGGCAUAAAGCAUGUAUCCACAGCACCUUAUCACCCAUCUUCAAAUGGCUGUGCAGAGCGUGCAGUACAGGUGUUCAAGGAAGGAAUCAAGAAGAUGGGGGAGAGGAGUGUGGAGACAAAGGUAUCCAGAUUCCUGUUUAAGUAUCGAUCAACCCCUCAGACCACAACUGGGGCCACACCAGCUGAGCUUCUCAUGAACAGGAGACUCAGGAGUCUGCUUGAUUUAGUUCGCCCUGCACUUGGAGACAAAGUGGGACAGAAACAGGCCACACAGAAAGAAUAUCACGAUAAGCAUGCCCGGGACAGAGUAUUCACAGAAUUGGACCAAGUUUACGUGAGAGGAUACUCGGAUCAGAAGUGGAUUCCUGCAACGCUCAUCAAGAGGACAGGGCCAGUUUCAUGGAGGGUGAAAACACAGGACGGAAAGGUGGCAAGACGGCAUCAGGACCAGAUCCGUCCUUGUUACGAUCAGGAAGGUAUGGAAGCCAGCUUUCAAGAAGAAAGUUUACCAGUAGACCUGGCACCUCCUGAACUGUCGGAUCCAGAGCCGGAGCCAGAGCAGCCGGCACCGGAGACAGGUGGCCCAGCGCCCCCUGAACAGUCUCUUGAGGAGGGACCACGUUUUCCAGUUAGAUUUAGGAAGGCACCCACUUAUCUUAAGGACUACGUCCUUCCAGGGGCACAAUAA
Thalassophryne amazonica is the source of this 3903-nucleotide messenger RNA. RefSeq lists its product as uncharacterized. Gene Ontology annotation, molecular function: nucleic acid binding. Lineage: Eukaryota; Metazoa; Chordata; Actinopteri; Batrachoidiformes; Batrachoididae. The record is from RefSeq and is a predicted model, not a curated record. Gene Ontology annotation, biological process: DNA integration.